AUGGCUACCACCACCGUCACCGCGAAUGGUCGCUCCAGCCGGUCUGGAAGCUCGAAGAAGAUGGUUGUUCUCAAAAUGUCCCCCGAUCUACUAAGCCAGUUCGCGACACCAACCCCAGAGAGCAAGGAAUUGAAGAGCAAGAAGCAAAGUGACACCCCGGCCGAGUCUCCAGUGAAAUUCAAGGAACCCUCAUCACCUGCUUCUUCAUCCGCGGAACUGCCGCCCCCGCCCUCUUCUGUGGACAAUGCCUCCGAUGCAGCCUCUACGCCUGCUGCAGGCACCUCCGCUGCCGACACUCCCCGUCGCAGGGGAGUGCCGGGCCCUAAGCCGGGGAGCAAACGGGGCCUAGGCCAAACGGGUGAGACAUACCCGAGGCCGAGAGGCAAACCCGGCCCCAAGAAGAAACUAAGACUUGAUGAUGGCACUGUCGACCAUGUCAAGAUGGCUGCUAAUCAUAAGCUCGGACCUAAGGCCAACCUUGGCGCCAUCAAUGCUGGUCUGCGGGCGCUGGACCGGAGCGGUGCCCCAUGCCGGAGAUGGGAGCGUAAGGUCUUGCAAUUGAAAAGCUUCACGGGCAUCCAAUGGGCAUUGCCGACCUGGCGCGCUCCCAAACCUCAGAAGCCCGAGGAAAAUAGCGAGGCUAAGGAGAUUGCACUCGAGACCGGGGACAGUGACAGCAAGGCCAAUCAAAGUGCCAGCGGGGUCCCAAGUGAGAAGAGCAAUAUGAGUGAUGGGGACCUUACCCCACUGCCUUCGAAUAUUCCUGACGCCUCCUCGCCGGCUCCUGCCAUUGCCAUGACCGCCUAG
This is a messenger RNA of Aspergillus saccharolyticus JOP 1030-1, 807 nucleotides long. RefSeq lists its product as uncharacterized. The coding region runs from base 1 to 807 and encodes 268 amino acids. The transcript is spliced from 2 exons. NCBI's taxonomy places the organism in Eukaryota, Fungi, Ascomycota, Eurotiomycetes, Eurotiales, Aspergillaceae. The record is from RefSeq and is a predicted model, not a curated record. Gene Ontology annotation, cellular component: Ino80 complex. Gene Ontology annotation, biological process: chromatin remodeling.